This is a messenger RNA of Medicago truncatula (barrel medic), 864 nucleotides long. RefSeq lists its product as uncharacterized. Gene Ontology annotation, molecular function: protein dimerization activity. NCBI's taxonomy places the organism in Eukaryota, Viridiplantae, Streptophyta, Magnoliopsida, Fabales, Fabaceae. The coding region runs from base 1 to 864 and encodes 287 amino acids. The record is from RefSeq and is a predicted model, not a curated record. The transcript has 2 exons.
AUGAUUUUGGAAGAUAGCUCAAACUCAGACCAUCGAGUUGAAACUCGUCUAUUGUUGAAUAAUUUGCAGUCUUUUGAAUUUAUUUUUCAACUGCUUUUGAUGAGAAAUAUAUUGGGAAUUACUAAUGAUUUAUCUCAAGCAUUGCAAAGAAAAGAUCAAGAUAUUGUAAAUGCUAUGUCAUUAGUUAAAGUUUCAAAGGAUAGAUUGCAAAAGAUGAGAGAAGAUGGCUGGCAUAAUUUACUAUGUGAAGUGUCAUUGUUUUGUGAGAAGCAAAAUAUUGACAUUGUAAAUAUGGAUGAUGCAUUCGUGUUACAAGGAAAACCAGGUGUAAACUUCAAAAGACAACUUCAAGAGCUUAAUAAUCGAUUCACCGAGGUGAGUAGUGAAUUGCUUAUUUGUGUAGCAAGCUUAAAUCCAAGAGAUUCAUUUUUUGCAUUUGACAAGGAGAAGUUGGUUAAUUUGGCUCGAUUUUAUCCAUCAGAAUUUUCUUCUUUGGAGCUUACGGGAAUAGGCAAUCAACUUGAAAAUUAUAUCAAGGAUGUUCGUUCAUGUGAACAGUUUUCUAAUUUAGAUGGGAUUAGUGAUCUUUCAAGAAAGAUGGUGGAAACUAGAAGACAUAUUGUUUAUCCAAUGGUGUAUUUACUUUUGAAGUUAGCAUUACUUUUACCUAUGGCUACUGCAACCGUUGAAAGGAGUUUCUCUGCUAUGAAAUUUGUGAAGAAUCAAAUGCGCAACCGUAUGGGAGAUGAGUUUUUGAAUGGUUGUUUGGUAACAUACUUUGAGAGUGAUAUAUUUGAUAGUGUUGAAAAUGAAAAAAUCUUGCAACGCUUUCAAAAUAUGACGUCACGAAGAGGGAAAUUGUAA